AUGGAUUCAUUAAUUGAAAAAUGGAAAAAGACAACCUAAAGUGCAUCUAGAUAUAGUGAGUAGAAGUUGAAAAAGUAAGAUAGGAAUGCAUCAUCAUCUUCAGAAAGCUCUUAAGAAUAGAAAAGAGUAAAUAAUAUUAAUAAGAAUUCACCUCAACCUCAAACUACAAAGAGUUUAAAAUAGUCCAAUUAAUCAUCUGGUAAGAAACCAACUUAAUAAUCAUUACCAAAUUCAGGUAAUAAGAAAUUUCUAAAACCAUAAACCUUUUCAUAAUUACUUGAUUUCUUUACAUAGCAAUUCUAAACCUUAUUUAAAAGCAACAUAUUACCUUCAUAAUUGAAUGAAUAAAUUAAGACUAUUUUAGUAGAUUAUGCUGAAAAUAUAUAAUUGUUAAGUGCAUCAGGAUUUACUGGAGCUUAAGUUGAAGAAUUAUAAAAUAAAUUGAAUCAAGCAGAAUAAUAAAUAUUUACUCUAAAAAAUAACAAUUCUAAAGAUGAUUUUAGCAAAAAGAUUAUAAAUGAAUUAGAAGAUAAAUUGUUGGAUAGUGAAAAGUAAAGAGUAAAAUUAAAAUAAUAGAAAGAGUAGAUGUAAAUAUAAAUAGAGAAAAUUUCAGAAUCUUUAGGGAAAUAUUAAAUCAAUUAAGAAUUAAUACAUUAGAUGAAAUAAGAGAAUUUAUAAUUAAGAAAAAAUAAUGAUAUUUUAGUAACUUAAAUUUAAUAAUUAAAUACUUAAAAUAAAGAAUAAUAAGUAUUAUGGAAUUAAUAAAUAGAAGACUUAAUUAAAAUGAUGGAUAUUUUAAGAAAAUCAACAAGUUCUUCUUGA
This is a messenger RNA of Paramecium pentaurelia, 822 nucleotides long. The record is from the annotation of a GenBank genome assembly. Lineage: Eukaryota; Ciliophora; Oligohymenophorea; Peniculida; Parameciidae.